This is a messenger RNA of Styela clava, 983 nucleotides long. Its product is annotated as ribosomal RNA small subunit methyltransferase NEP1-like. Gene Ontology annotation, cellular component: small-subunit processome; nucleus. Gene Ontology annotation, biological process: rRNA base methylation. NCBI's taxonomy places the organism in Eukaryota, Metazoa, Chordata, Ascidiacea, Stolidobranchia, Styelidae. The record is from RefSeq and is a predicted model, not a curated record. Gene Ontology annotation, molecular function: rRNA (pseudouridine) methyltransferase activity; rRNA binding.
AUAUUGAGAUAUUACUACAAUCCCAAUUGCUGAAUCAUGUUGGAAGCCUUUAUUAAUCUAAUAAAAUCGAUUGUUAUAAAAUUUAGUUUGAGAAAUGAACUCGUGACUACUCAUAUUAUAAUGAUUUUCUGGUGUUUACAGAAUAUUGUAAACUUGUAGUUUUUUGUAUUGUUAUGGAUAAACCUGGUUCAAAGCGACCCAGUGAUACAGAAGCAACAAGUGUUGUGGCCAAGAUAGCAAGACCAUUCGGAAAAGACGGUCAAUCUAAGAGACUUAUUGUGGUUUUAGAAAAAGCAUCACUAGAGACUGUAAAAAAUGGAAAAACAUUUGAACUACUGAAUUGUGACAAGCAUAAAGGUUUGCUGAAGAAACACAACAGGGAUUUAGGUUCCUGCCGACCAGAUAUCACUCAUCAGUGCCUCAUGAUGCUCAUGGAUAGCCCAUUGAAUAGGGCUGGAUUGCUUCAAGUAUAUAUUCACACAACAAACAAUAUUUUAAUAGAAGUGCAUCCGCAGACCAGAAUCCCACGAACUUUUGACAGAUUCUGUGGACUUAUGGUGCAGUUACUUCAUAAACUAAGCGUGAGAGCUGCUGAUGCCAAUCUGAAACUCAUGAAAGUAAUCAAAAACCCUGUAACAGACUACUUUCCUCCUGGUUGCAAGAGGAUGUGCAUGUCUUUUGGAGCCACAGAUGUUGUACAUCCAAAAACACUUGCACCACCAAAUGAGGCAGUCGCAUGUGUGAUUGGAGCAAUGGCUCAUGGGUCUGUAGAUGUUGACUACACUGAAAAAUCUUACUCAAUCAGCAAUUAUCCUCUUUCUGCGGCCCUAACUUGCACCAAAUUAUGCAGUGGGUUCGAAGAAAAGUGGGGGAUCAUUUGACAUGCAACAAUCAUAUAAUAAAAUAAAUAACAAGCUUCUGGUAUGUUUAUUGAUAAACCAUUAAAAAACAGAUCUGUUAUUAGGUUGAAAUAAAACGGUGUU